UUUAGUUUGAGACUGAGUCUACGCUUCAGUCGCAGAGUCUGCAAAGAUUUCCAAUGUUGUGACGGGAGUGAGAGAGAUAAGAGAGUGCAAAACAGGGAAUUAUCGUCUGACCCCGAGAAGAGUUGAGACAAAAGAAUUGUGCUUUCACUUUUUAUCAGCAUUUGGUCAGCUUCUAGUGGACAGUGUCUGAGUGGUGUCAAGUCAAGUUAAGUAUGCUGGGACUGAUGAUGAUUGGCCUGGCGCUGCUUCUGAUGCUGGGAGAGACACAGACCAUGACCAUUACCAAUGGUCAUUGCCAGAAGAACAUCAGCGUCAAGUACCAAGUGCCAGUGACGAAAACAAAGAUCAUUGGUAACUCCAGCAAUCCCCAUGCAGGAGAGCAGCUGUAUAUUGUGUAUGAGGAGCGUGUGCGUUGGGACACUGUGCAGAUCUGUUGUCCAGGCUAUCGCACCAUUAUCUUUGGCUUCUGUGAACCCAUUUGCCAGGAGCCAUGUCCGCCGCACAGCUAUUGCCUGGAGCCCAACAAAUGUCGCUGCAUGCGAGGCUACGAGCACUCGCAUCAUCCCAACCAACAGCAUCAACUCAUUUGCCGUCCCAUCUGCCAUGGCGGCUGCCCGGAGCACAGUCAUUGUAUUGCCCACAACGAGUGCGAGUGUCGUCCCGGCUUCAAGGAUGUCAGCAGCUGGUUCAGCCUCAGCCUUAGCUGUGAGCGCAUCCAAUGUGGACUCGAGCAGCGCUAUGACAUCCAUCGACAUGCCUGCGUCAAGAUCGAGAUGAGCAUGGAGGAGCUAAUGCAGCGAGUGGCCGAGCGUCUGGAGAAGGGCCUUCCAGCUGAAGGAGAAGCUGAAAGUGACACAGAUCAGCCUUUGGAGUAGCAUUAGUUGGACUGAAUGGGUUCGCUGAUGUUCCUACUUAAAAGCAUUAAUCGAGAUUAUUCAUAUUUAUAGGUUUCAUAAAGAGAUAAGACACAUAUCUUGAAAGAAAGUGACUAAAUUUCGAUUGAGAGUUUGUUUCUA
Molecule: messenger RNA, 1016 nt
Organism: Drosophila albomicans
Lineage: Eukaryota; Metazoa; Arthropoda; Insecta; Diptera; Drosophilidae
Product: protein kinase C-binding protein NELL1-like
Exons: 1
Coding region: 213-875 (220 amino acids)
Source: RefSeq, a predicted model, not a curated record